Molecule: messenger RNA, 1815 nt
Organism: Sapajus apella (tufted capuchin)
Lineage: Eukaryota; Metazoa; Chordata; Mammalia; Primates; Cebidae
Gene: SAGE1
Product: sarcoma antigen 1
Biological process (GO): snRNA 3'-end processing
Cellular component (GO): integrator complex
Source: RefSeq, a predicted model, not a curated record
AUGCUACUGUUACUCAAGAUGUCCGCAAAGAGACGAUGGAAAAUAACCAACCAACACCUGAUAACAUCUUUUCAACUGUUCUCCGAGGACUUACUUAUUUGGCAACCGCUGGUCUUCCAGCCAUGAGUACCAGGGAUCAUUAUGCUACCAUCACUCACAAUGUCCAUGAGGAGAAGAUUAAAAAUGCCGAAGCAGCACACAAUAAUGUCUUCUCAACUAUUCCCCCAGCACGUAUUAAUAUGGCAGCAGCUGGUGUUUCGUCCCUGAGUACCAGGAAUCACUUUGGUGCAGUGACACAGAACGUCCAUGAAGAGAAGAUAAAUAACGGCCAACCAGCACCUGAUAAUGUCUUGUCAACUGCUCCACCAGGGCUUGAUGCUACCACGACUCACAACAUCUGUGAUGAGAGGAUGGAAAACGCCCAACUGCAAUUUAGUAACAUCUUGUUAACUUUUCCACCAGGGCGUAUUAACAUGGCAGCAGCUGGUAUUCCAGCCAUGAGUACCAAGGAUCUGUAUGCUGCAGUCACUCACAAUGUCCACGGAGAGAAGAUGAACAAUGGUCAAAGAGCACCUGAUAACUUCUUGUCAUCCAUUACACCAGGGCUUAUUAAUGUAUCAGGAGCUGGUAUUCCACUCAUGAGUACCAGGGCUCAGUAUGCUGCUGUCACUCAUAAUGUCCAUGAAGAGAAGAUGGAAAAUGGCCAACAAGCACCUGAUAACAUCUUGUCAGCUGUUCCACCAGGGCUUAUUAACAUGGCAAAAGCUGGUAUUCCAACCAUGAGUACCAAUGAUCUGUAUGCUUCCAUCACUCACAAUGUCCAUGAAAAGAAGAUAAAAAACGGCCAACCAGCAACUCAAAACUUCUUGUCAACUCUUCCAUCAGGACUUAUUAAUAUGACAGGGGCUAGCAUUCCAGCCAUGAGUACCAGGGAUCUGUAUGCCACCACCUCUGACAACGUCCAUGAGAAGAAGAUGAAUAGUGGCCAACAAGCACCUGAUAACUCCUCAUCAGCAGUUCCACCAGGGCGUAGUAAUCUGUCAGGAGCUGGUCCUUCAUCCAGGAGUACCAGGGAUCUGUAUGCUACUGUCAUUCACGAUAUCCAGAAGGAGGAGAUAGAAAAUGGUCAGACCCCACCUGAUGGCUUCCUGUCAGAUUCUGCUCCACCAGGGCUUAUAAAUUUGACAGGAGAUCGUAUGCCACCCAACCCAUUGGAUUCUUUCUCUUAUAACUUCACUAGUCUCAGCAAAGAUGAGCUGCUUUACAAACCUGAUAGUAACGAAUUUGUGGUAGGAACCCAAAACAACAGUGUCUCUGCAGGUGACUCACCAGUCACAGCAAUGUCUUCAGUGGAAACUGUGCCAAAUACAUCACAAAUAUCUCCUGACAUGGCAAAGAAAUUUAAUGAUGAUAUAAAACAUCAAUUAAUGAAAGAAAUUCAAAGGUUUGGGCGAGAUUAUGAAAGAAUUUUCAUUUUGCUUCAAGAAGUACAAGGAUCUAUGGAUGUCAAGAAACAAUUUGUUAAAUUUACCAUUAAGGAAGCAGCAAGGUUUAAAAAUUUUGCCUUAAUUCAGCAACUUGAGAAGGUGCUUACAAUAGAUUCCCACUGCCAUCUCAGUAAAAUUAAGCACAUGAGAAAAAAAUAAUUGUGUUAAUGCAAAGACCAAGGAGAAACAAGGACAUAUGCUGUAAAAUGGAGUAGGUCAUUGCUGAAGCUCCCUGUAAUUUUGAAGUGAAGAAAAUUCCCUUCCUGAAGCUAAGAAAAAAAAAAGAUGGAGCUUUUGAAAUUUAGUAAAUUUCUGUUAGUAAAAGCUA